AUGGCGCAGAUGGCUAGGAUACGGGCGGGCCCGGCCGCGGUGCGACGAGUUGCUGGCUGUGGCAAUUAUCUACGACAACCGUCAAUAAGCGCAUUACAGACAAGAGGCGUUGCGACCAACGCGGCGACCCAGGAGCCGAAUGUCGACUUUCCCGCGGGGAUUCCACCGGUUGCGGUACCGUCACGUUCGAGUGGAGACGCCCGGAGGAAAGCGAUCAAGAAUGCGAAACCCUUCUCCGACUUCUUGACGGACACGUUCAAUAGGCAGCAUGACUAUCUCCGGAUCAGUAUCACAGAGCGAUGCAAUCUGCGGUGUCUGUACUGCAUGCCAGAAGAGGGCAUACCACUGUCUCCGUCGGCCAACAUGCUUACCACACCCGAGAUCUUCUACCUCUCCUCGCUAUUCGUCUCACAGGGUGUCACCAAGAUCCGCCUCACUGGCGGCGAGCCCACCGUCCGUCGCGACAUCGUCCCGCUCAUGCAGCAGAUCGGCAGUCUGCGCCCGAAAGGCCUGCGCGAACUCGCACUCACAACCAACGGCAUCUCGCUACACCGGAAGCUGGACGCAGUGGUGGAAGCGGGUCUGACUGGCGUCAACCUCAGUCUGGAUACACUAGACCCGUUCCAGUUCCAGAUCAUGACUCGGCGGAAAGGCUUCGAUGCUGUCAUGAAGUCGAUUGAUCGCAUACUGGAGAUGAACAAACUAGGCGCCAACGUCAAGCUCAAGGUUAACUGCGUCGUCAUGCGGGGGUUGAACGAGCGCGAGAUUCUACCCUUUGUCGAGAUGGGCCGCGAAAAGGACAUCGAAGUACGCUUCAUCGAGUACAUGCCUUUUGGUGGAAACAAGUGGAGUGAGAACAAGAUGAUCAGCUUCCAGGAGAUGCUGGAUAUCAUCAGGACCAAAUAUCCGGGGCUCAGGCCGGUGCCAGGACACAAGAACGACACCAGUAAGACGUACGAGGUGCCAGGCUUCGUGGGCAAGGUCGGCUUCAUCACGAGCAUGACAAAUGACUUUUGUGGGACGUGCAAUCGGUUACGAAUAACGAGUGACGGCAAUCUGAAAGUCUGCUUACACGGUAACGCCGAGGUGUCUUUGCGCGACGUUCUGCGACAGGGCAACAAUGGCGAGCCCAUUGACCAGGAAGCAUUUGAGCGCAUCAGGCAGAUUGAGAUGGACCGACACGAAGGCCGCUUGAGCGAUGAGACAAUCCUUGGCUGGGGCCAACGCGAGCGCGAACUCCUUGACGUUGUUGGUGCUGCCGUCAAACGCAAAGCGGAAAAGCACGCCGACUUGGAUGAUCUGGCCAACAUGGAGAAUCGGCCCAUGAUCUUAAUUGAUGACAAGCCUCUAGCGAGCCGGAACUCCCAGCGGCCUGUACUACGGAGAAGACCAUUCGACAACCCCCAUGCCUUGCUGGCACGACAUCGCAUACCCAGCUCACCACUGCCCUAUCUGAAUAUCGUGUCUCAACCCCCUUCAACCACUGUUCGAGCCUUCUCUACCUCGCCUGUGUCUGCUGCGGAGAAGCUAUCUCAGCUGGAGCCACUGCAAAAGGCUGAGGAUAUUCCAGAAGCUGGUAAAGCCAUCAAGAACGCGACGAGAAUGGAUCUGCAUUCCAUACGAGACUUUCUGGCUGAAGUAAAGUUACCACAAGGAAGCGAUCGAACAAUCCAGAUAUUAGAAACAAAUAUCAUCAACCUACAAGAUCGCAUCGCCCGCGUCGUCCACCAAAUCGACAGGCCUGCAACGAACGUAAAGGAAGCUAAGGAGAAAGAGAGGCUUGAAGCACAAAGGUUCGAGUAUGAAGAACUUCUUGGAGAGACCGUGGAAAAGUAUACAAGUCGAUUCGCUGCUCUCAGGAGACAAGCUAAGCUGAGGAAGCAGAAAGAAGAGAUUUUGGAGAAGAAAAGGGCGUUGGUGAAACAGUUGGAAGAACAGGAAGAAGCCGAACGAAGGGCUAGGAUGGUUGUAAGAGCAAGGGAAGAAGGAAAAGAGCGGGAUGGCAAAAGUCUUGGUGAUAUAUUGGAUGAUGCAUUGAAAAAGAUCAGGAAGGAACCUACACAUCCUCCUAAGAUACAAGAACAAAGAGACAGGAAAGUCUUACCCUCCGACUGGGUCGUAAGGUCAGUUGGGGGGUCAGGUCCUUAUUCGGUCUUGGGUCGAAACGAAUUAGAUCGAAGCUCCGAGGAAAAUGCGCUUGCGGAUCCAAUCAUGGACAAGGGACGAGUGCCAACGGUGCCUGGCGAAGGACAUGCAUUUGAUCUCCUAUCAUCCUCGCCCUCAUCCUCACCAAGCAAACGUCCUGGUCUCGUUGUUCCGCCAUCCGGCAUUUUACCUAUCGACGAAGAUCUCAUCGUCACUUUCGACGCUCCCGUCCCCCAACUUCAGCAGCAAGUCCUCGCCCUACGAGACCGGCUUAAAAAAUCCUAUCCACGCCUCGACGUGUUACCCUACGAGGUCUGGACCUCUGAGAAUAAACGCACACUACAAACAUGGCUGAAGAUCUUGAUUGAAAGAUGGCAGGCGAGGUUUGAAAAUGUUAAUCUCACGGGCCAGAUGGUUAAAGGAAUAGUUGACGAAAAGCUAAAGGCGGUAUUAGAUCAGAUGGUGAUAGAUCACAAUCUUGACAAUGAUGCAGCAGAGAGGAUGGCAAUGAGGUGGCAUGAUGUGUCUUCUGAGAGACAAUCUCUGACUGGUGAUGCGGAAGGCAAGCUGGAUUGGGAUGAGAUGGAAGCGGAAGGUCUGGGGUUUCUGGCUGAUGAUAUGGAACAUGAGCCGUUGCAGCAACAGCAACCUGAUGUUGAGGCAGUGGCACAGGCGCAGCAUGGUAUGACUGAGGUAGUAAGAGGAGAGUCCAGUGGCUCGACGACGUCUAGGUUGGUGGGUCGUAGGAUGUACUCGACCUCCUCACGUUACGCCACCUUCCCUUCGCCUGAAGCCGAAUCCAAGCCGAGCUCGAUCGAUAAGACGGAUGGGAAAGAUAAACUACAUCAACGACAACCGCAAACCCCACAACCUCCUCCAACCUCAGAAGCCCAGCCCACAAGUCCUCAACCACACCUCCCCCACCUGACCGCCUCCGGCUCCGCACACAUGGUCAGCGUCUCGAACAAGCAACACACAACACGCACCGCCAUCGCCGUCGGAACCGUGUACUUUACUAACCCUACCCCCCUCCAAUUGAUACGCUCGAACAGCUUGGAAAAAGGCGAUGUUCUGGGUACAUCGCGAAUAGCGGGCAUCAUGGCAGCAAAGAAAUGCCCCGAGAUAAUACCUUUAUGCCAUCCGAUUGCCUUGACGCAUGUCGGGGUCGAACUUCGUGCUUUUGGGUCCAACUCGGGUGGAUCCUCCCCAGACUCCUUGCCAUCGAUACCCAUAUCCCCGUACAGCAUCGACCCCGGCUACGGCGGCAUCCAGAUCGAAGCAAAGGUCCAGUGUACGGGUCCUACGGGGGUCGAAAUGGAAGCUUUGACGGCAGUCAUGGGUGCAGCGCUCAGUGUGGUGGAUAUGUGUAAGGCAGUGGACAAAUUUCAGCGGGUGCAGGAUUUGAGGGUUGUAUUAAAAGAAGGAGGCAAGAGCGGCGUUUGGAGGGAGGAGGGAUGGGAAAGUUGGCAAGAUUAA
Molecule: messenger RNA, 3621 nt
Organism: Alternaria postmessia
Lineage: Eukaryota; Fungi; Ascomycota; Dothideomycetes; Pleosporales; Pleosporaceae
Exons: 3
Coding region: 1-3621 (1206 amino acids)
Biological process (GO): Mo-molybdopterin cofactor biosynthetic process
Molecular function (GO): GTP 3',8'-cyclase activity; metal ion binding; cyclic pyranopterin monophosphate synthase activity
Source: RefSeq, a predicted model, not a curated record